GGCGGCCGAACUGGUGGAAGCGAUGGUAUGCAGAGCUCCGCUCGCCUGGGUUGAUAGAAAGGGGUCUGCUGUAGCGUGGGGGAUGGCCUGCUAGGCUGGGAAACUAAUAUGGUGAAGAAUUUUCGGGUGUCUGACCUGCAGACGCUGCUGGCCUCUAUGGGCCGCAGUAAAAGUGGUCUCAAGCAGGACCUGGUGGGACGGGCGCUGAGGCUGGUGCAAACAGAGUGCAGCCCAGAGCUGCUGAAGAACGUGCGGCAGCUCUAUGAGUCACGCUUCCCCAAGGCGUCGGGUUGGCUGGCUGCCCGGCGCCCGGAGGGGGUCUCUGUGGCCUACUCCUCCCUCAGCUCCUCGCCCACUGGCACACAGGGCGCAGACUACCUCAACGGCAUCCCCAAGCUGUCCUCCACACCAGCAGCUGAGGUCAAGCUGGUGUCACUGCCCUUUUACCAAACUCUGGAGAAGCUGUUGCUGCCAACGGAGCUGAUUGCCCAGAACAGUGAGAAACUGCAGGACAGUCAAUGCGUAUUUGAGUUAACACAGAGCCAAGCGGACCAAGUCAGAAACUCAACUGAGCUUCGGCCAGGAAUGAAGGCAAUCCAGGUGGUUCUUAGAAUCUGUUACACAGACUCCGUCGGUGUGCAGGAAGAUCAGUACCCUCCCAAUAUUGCUGUCAAAGUCAACCAGUCUUACUGUCAUGUACCGGGUUACUACCCUUCUAAUAAGCCAGGUGUGGAGCCGCGUCGGCCCUGUCGCCCAGUCAACAUCACACCCUGGUUACACCUCUCCACUGCCACCAACCGGGUCACUGUCACAUGGGGCAACUUCGGCAAGCGCUACUCGGUGGCAGUGGAUUUAGUGAGGCUCUUCACAUCAGCAGAGCUCUUCGGCCAACUCAAACACUGCUCAGUGGAGAGUGCAGAACGCUGUCGUGAACGCAUCCAGGACAAGCUACGCUUUGAUCCAGAGAGCGAGAUCGCUACCACAGGGCUACGGGUGUCCCUUAUCUGUCCUCUGGUGAAGAUGCGGAUAGGCGUUCCAUGUCGGGUGAUCACCUGUGCCCACCUACAGUGUUUUGACGCCAUCUUCUUCCUGCAAAUGAAUGAGAAGAAGCCCACGUGGACCUGCCCUGUGUGUGACAAGCAGGCUCCCUUUGAGCUGCUCACCAUCGAUGGGCUGGCAUCUGAGAUCUUAAAAGAGACCCAUGAGGAUAUUGAGGAGAUUGAAUAUCUGACUGACGGUUCAUGGAGACCCAUCCGAGAGGAGAAGGAGAGGGAACGCAGCAACACGCCUGACUACCCUGUUCUGGAUAUAUGUGUUCCCGAGGUGAAUGGCCACUCCCCGGCCCACAGCAGCACCAGCCAGACGGGGAAGUCAGGAGCUGGGUCCACGGCAGGGGGGGCGGGAGGAGGAGUGGUGGUAGAUCUGACUCUAGACUCUGAGGAGGAGGGGGGAGGGGCUGGAGGAGACAGCGACGACACUGAGGACAGCCAGGACAGCCCCGCCCCCAAGAGGGGCCGAUACGACUAUGACAAGGACCUGGUCACAGCGUACUGACUGGCGGACUGACCCCACAGACUGGGAAAGAGGGUUGGGCUAAAUUGGAGGACUGGAAAUCAUUAGUCCCUACUACAUCGCCCGCCCCCACUACUCUAGCAUAUAUUCACACAGACACAUGCACAUACAUGCACUGUCAACCUCUGGAGUGGUUAGCCUUCCUCAAUACACCACUGGAAAAAGCAGCUCCCUGGCACUUGUGACCCUCCCAGCAUUCAAAUUCUGUAUCCUCCAUCAUAAAGACCAUUGAAAAGAGUAACCGCCAAAACUAUUUCUCCCCUCCAUCUUCUUGUACUUUGUAUUUGACUGGAACUUAAGGCUCUCAAAGCCACAAGCAUUUGGUGUUUGCGUCUCAGAAUUUCGCCACUUUUUGUGAUCGCAGGCAGAGGGAGAUAUGGCGCCUCCUCCGUAGUUCAGUGGUAAGAGGUCUAAAUAACUUAAAUGAAUAAUUUGGGACACGAACAACAGACUAGAUUUUUCUGGAAUAUGAUUAAAUUGAACAACACCCCUACAUUUUCUUUGUUUAAUUUAUUCAGACAAUGAAAAUAAAUUAGUUCUAACAAAACCUUCCCCCAUUUUUGUCUUUAAAUGCUGACAACCUACCUCAGUCAUACACAGCAAACUUACUUGACCAGAGAACGUAGCACCUGAACUAAGGUUGCUAUAGUAUUUAACAAGAGGGUCUAUUUUUAUUUUUUUGUUUAACUUUUUUUUCACUCACUCGCCUCACUUUUCCAAACAAUUUAUGUAUGGCCUUUUUAAGGAAUGGGUUAUUGGAAUCGGGGUCGUGUUCAUUAGGGCACAUGUUGCAAAACAUAUUUUUAUGGUUUGUAACAGAAAAUGAGCAUUUCUUAUUGGACAAGUACAGUUGGUACCUCCCUGUUUAACUCCAUUGGAGCAUUUUCGUUCUAAUUUGUGCCUACUGAAUACGACCCAGGAAUGCUGUGUCUUUGACAAUAUACUUCUUGUAUAUACUCCCCACUGCAUUGAAAUCUACGAUUUGAUUUGGUGGCUGAAUUCAUAUGACAAGCAAUUGUCUUUGUGGAGAGUUUGCAAAAACAAGCAGUUAUCAGUUGAGGUUUUGGAACAUACUCUUUUCAGAUUCUUCCCAAUGUUCUGUUUUGCCAGUGUUGUUCAUAUUGAUCAAGGAAACAAAUGCAGGAUGUAUUCUUUUCACUUGCCUAUUUCAUGUCAGUUUUCAACAGUUGGAUAGUCUAGAGACUGACUACUGCUGCAUUCAACCUUCCACUGAUAUCCUGAGAGCUUUGCAGGGUUUUGAACUGGACUAGAGUUUUUUUUAAUAUUGAACAAGGCUCUAACUAAAGAAUGAUCAUGUCACAAAUAUUAGUAUCCACACAAUUGGUCAAGAUCAUGUUGAGGCAAUUGUGCCAAACAGAUUUGGGUCAGUUAUCUCUUGUUGUUUGGCCAGAUUUGGGUGCCUUUUUGUUUUGAGUUAAGAUUGGUGGAGGCUCAGUAAGAAAAUUAAUUAAUUCCCCCCCUUUUUUUCCUGGAGUGGAGGACUUGAGAUCUUCAGAUCUGGAAUGGGAUUAAUUUGUGAGUGUCGACAUCCUUUGACUUAAUUUUCUUCGUCUUAAGUAUUUUAUUUAUUGAUAAUUGAUUGCUUCACGCCUUUGUUUUAUUUGAAUGGCAGUUUAUAUUAAAAUGUACAUAUGUCUCAAUGGAAAGAGUGCUUUACCAGAGCAUUUAUAUACAGCUCUGAUCUGUACACGUUUUCAGUAAGGGAUAGCAGAACACUUACGGAGCUUGGACUUUUUGUGGAAGAGUGAAUGAUUGCGGCACAAAGCACUGCCAUUGUUAGACAGGUUCCAUUCCUUUUCCUCUGAGGAAACUUAGCACUUCUAACCAAUGACACAUUCAGCCUCCUCCCAGUUCAAGGAUAUUACCCUCAGAAAUCAGCAUUUAUUACCACAUAGAUCCUAGAUGAAUGUCCUCUACAUCAGUAAUAGCUGCUUCAGAGGAGCUUUUUCCACAGGCACAAUUAAAAUUGUAAUUAACAGUUCAUCUUUUGGGUAUCAACAGUUGUUGAGAGAAUUUGGCUACAUGGAUGGUAUGAGUUUAAAUAUCCUCUCACUUUUAUUUACUUUCCAUGUCAUUAGAUUCCUCACCCCAAGAGUCCCUGUUUUCAAUCUGUACUUUAGAGAUGGCAUUUCUGUUUUUAUAGAACUGUGUGUUCUGAAUUCCUAAAAUGUCUCAAAUGGUAUUGAUGAUGCAUGCAUUUGACUAUAGCAUAUUGACAUUUUGUGAUCAUUCUGAAUUCAGACUUGCGUAGACAUUUUGUCCAAAGUGUAGUAGUAUACCUAAUCUAAUAAUGAGAUGGUAACGACCUGAGGAAACUUAUGGGCUCUGGUCUUUUAUGCUAACCUGGUCUUCCAAUUUUCUGCAGUACUCAUGACAUGUCCAUAUAGCUUGCGGAUUGUUAUACCGAUUGGUGAGUCCUGUAAACAUGGGAAACCCGCAAUGAUUGAUGGCACUUUCUGUAAAAGAAACUCAAACCGUAGCCGUGUCCCUGAAUAUGACAGUCGUAGAAUUUAAUGCAUUUAAGCAACAUGUUAAUACAUCUUGCAGAAUUUCAUCUUCAACUAACAGAAAGUACUUUACAGAUUUAAUUGUAUUGUCUACAUUGUUUAAAUUUCCAGGUGCAAAAGUGUAGAAGAACAUCGCUGCGCAGAUAAGAUUUCCUCAAGCUUUUGCAUAUCAUGGGCAAGGCGAGAGAGGUGAAGUACAUGUUGUUUCUAAGGAACUCAAUUAUAAUAAUGCUUAAGGUAGCAUGAGCAGUGGCUUGCAAUCCAUGAUGUAAAUGUUUUGUUUGUCUUUUUAUAUGUUCAUAUUAAAAGACAAUACAAUUAAAAUAUUUUAUUAAGCUUUGAA
Salvelinus namaycush (lake trout) is the source of this 4443-nucleotide messenger RNA. RefSeq names its product E3 SUMO-protein ligase PIAS4-A-like. Gene Ontology annotation, biological process: protein sumoylation; regulation of transcription by RNA polymerase II. The transcript is spliced from 11 exons. Gene Ontology annotation, molecular function: SUMO ligase activity; zinc ion binding; transcription coregulator activity. Lineage: Eukaryota; Metazoa; Chordata; Actinopteri; Salmoniformes; Salmonidae. The record is from RefSeq and is a predicted model, not a curated record. The coding region runs from base 109 to 1554 and encodes 481 amino acids.